AUGGGACAAGAAGCUCAGAAGUUCAAUGUGUGCACAGCAAAACAGCCAGGGGCAGCAGAGCUUUUCCCUCAGUCUGCUACUUUGGCUCAUCUCAAAGGGUAUCGUCGGUUAUUAGAAUGGGCUAGCGUUGUAUUGUCAUCGUCGGUUGUUUCAUAUGCGGUUGUUUUACUUAUUGCUUUGUUAGGGCUAACAAAGCAAUACUUGGUGGAUGCCCCUACAGCUCCUACAGUUUCUAAGGAGGGCUACCAUUACUUCCUUAUUUUCCUAAGAAAGCUAGACCGCUUGGUUGAUAGGUUAGUUUUGAGAGAUGGCGUUGAUGCGUUUUUUGAGCAGAUGGCGGUCCACAACCACACGCUAGGGGUAUGGACUGUGUACUUCCUGUUAGACUUCUUGGCAAAUGCCUCUAACUAUGUACUAAGGACCGCGUUGUCUAUGCCAGAGACACAGGAGAGUAUACAUGAAAACGGGAACAGUGUUGACUCGCAUAGUAUUUCGGGCGGCAAUGUUGCGAGCAGCCUAACAAGUGCGACACAAAGCAUGCAGACUGCAAGAACAACAGAUUCUAACGAGGGCUCUGUGAAACUAAGCCUCAUUGGCAAUGAGCUUCCUCACGUGCGCGAAUUAACAGACACAACGAUCGCUCUCCGCAAGGAUAUCUCCGAAAAAUACAUCGCUCCUACGAAGUCCAUACUCGAGUCUUAUCUAGAGCCUACUAAGAACAGAAUUGAAGCCCAGUACUUCCAACCCAUAAACGAAAAGCUCGGUCUUUCUCCCCCAGCGGCCGAAAAUCACCAAAACGGCAACUCAGUCUCUAAGAAUCAGGAAGAAAUUUUACCGGUCAGUAACGGAUUAGCUAAGUCUGUUGCAACAACGACGCUGGCUGACGUAGGCAGCACGGUUGCCCAGAAUAUCAAGCCCUCUACCAACAAUGAUGGUAUUCAGUCCCUAGGCGACAUGACUACUAUCGCCGAAAGGCCCAUUCAAGGGGGGAAUGAAAAUGAAGAAAUUGCUGCCGCUUAA
Messenger RNA from Eremothecium sinecaudum, 1020 nucleotides. RefSeq names its product Pln1p (gene PLN1). The record is from RefSeq and is a predicted model, not a curated record. Lineage: Eukaryota; Fungi; Ascomycota; Saccharomycetes; Saccharomycetales; Saccharomycetaceae. Bases 1 to 1020 code for a protein of 339 amino acids. The transcript has a single exon.